Messenger RNA from Camponotus floridanus (Florida carpenter ant), 4272 nucleotides. Its product is annotated as pikachurin. The record is from RefSeq and is a predicted model, not a curated record. The coding region runs from base 910 to 3591 and encodes 893 amino acids. The transcript has 15 exons. NCBI's taxonomy places the organism in Eukaryota, Metazoa, Arthropoda, Insecta, Hymenoptera, Formicidae. Gene Ontology annotation, molecular function: calcium ion binding.
GACACCGGCCGGCACCGACGGCCGUCGCGACGCUCCGCGACGCGUGUGUGCGUUGGUUCGUGCAUUCGCAUCGUUCGCGUAAAGAUACGGGAGUAAAAGGGGAUAAUAAGAGGAGAGAGAUUCGUCUGCGGCGAGAGAGAAAGAGAAAGAGAAAGAGAGGAGCGCGUCGUGCGACAGGUACGAGGACGAUCGCCGGGCUUUACCGGCGCGACGUGUAUCCAGUGGCGAUCGAGACGAGGGGGUUGCGUCGCGAAUUCCCUGCGAGAAAAACCCGGGGAUCUAGUGGCAUCCGUGAAACGGUCUUCGGAUUCUCAGCCGCCUCGAUUCCCGCCUCGAAUCGAGGCGCGGAAGGGUAACGUUUUCCCGAAGGGCAACGCGUCGCGACGCUUUUUCUCUUAUUGAUUCAGCCCUUUGGUUCGCGGCCCGUGGCGCGAUCGCUCGAUAAGUUGCGUGUUCGCUCGCACGCACCGUGAGACGUGUACUUUCGGCGCCGAGUCGCGCCAAGUUUGGCCUAUCGAUCAGAAAUUACUCUUCACGAAUGAUUAAUCGUUUUCCUCGCGCGAUAAAAUAUUGUCUCAUUCUCUUCGGAGUCGCUUGCUUGUUGCUUACGUUACACGCUACGGCCUCUUGAGGGCUGAUCUUUCCUAGGAAAUAAAUUUUAUGCUUAGUUGUGUAGAUUAUUCGAGUGUCAUCAGAGCUCGCGUGAUCGAUCAUCGCGUUGUGAAGAGUGUCUCGGGCCGGUGUACCUCGAAUCUAGUCUGGUGCUAAUAAUCGGGAAUAAUUAGUGAUAUAACGGAUUAAGAUAGAGUGUCUCGCGUGUGUCGCGUGGUGAUCGACAGGAUUCCGCUGGAGCAUGCGACAGUAAGGACUUAUCAAGCCCAGCGACACGUGCAUGUUUAUCGCCGGACGAUGGCUGGACUACGCUACGUUUCCCGGCUCUUCGUCAUCCUGGAAUACCUGUCGGUCGUUCUGGUGCUCGCCCAGAACCCCGUGGAGGACAAGACCACCUUCGAGGCCGCUUUCCAAGGAAGAUGCGGGCAUGGAUCGCCAUGCGAGCAGCUCUGCUACGAACUUCACGACGGCAUGUACGAGUGCGUCUGCAAGGACGGCUACAUACUUCAUAAAAAUGGAUACAGCUGCGCCGAGCUCAACUCGACGUCGCCAUCAACGAGCGAACUUGGCGACCUCGCCGACGAGGCCGAGAGCGAUGAGACAGACAAUGCGGACAAUGCGGAUGAUGAGGAUGCGGUCGAGGACAUCCUUUAUAUGCGCGGUGCCACCUUUACGAUACAUCUGGAUGCCCCAGCCGAGAAUUCUACCGCGGACGCGACGAAGAUAAACGAGGGGAACGGCGUGGAUCGGAUCGAGCUGCGCGCCACGUCUCAGGGUCCAAAUCUGGAGCAAAAACUGCCAUCCACGAUGGAAAGCAUCGUGAGUACCGAGCCAGCGUGUUCCUUGGACUGCGGACCAGCUGGAAACUGUUAUAUCGAACAAUCUCACGCGGAUGAAGUUGAUGUAAUUGAGGAUGACGAGGACGGAAUCGUGGAUCUGGAGGGUAAUACCGUGAAUCUUAGACGAAAGCAAGGAACGUUCAGACAGAGAUGCCAGUGUCCUCUUGGAAGGGGUGGUGAUCGUUGUCAGCUCGAGGCUGAAGUGAGAUCGCCGCGUUUUACUGGAUCAGGCUGGCUGGCUUUUCCUGCCUUAAGAGCCGCUUACAAACACGUGCAAUUGGAGCUGGAAUUUCGGCCCGAAGCGUGGGAUGGGGUGCUUCUAUUGGCGGGAGAACGAGAUGAUCUUCAGGGUGAUUUUAUGGCUUUGAUACUUCAUCAUGGCUUUAUCGAAUUCAGGUUCGACUGCGGCAGCGGUGUGGGUACGGUCAGGAGCACGGAAACGGUGAAGCUGAAUGAGUGGAACACUCUGAGUGUCUACAGACAUCGAUGGGACGCCUGGAUCCAGCUGAAUCAGGAGAAAAGGGUGGAGGGACGAUCGAAGGGAUUAUUCUCGAGAAUUACGUUCCGCGAGCCGCUCUUCGUCGGCGGACCCGGAAACACGACCGGUUUGGAGCGACUUCCGGUGAGGACCGGAUUUAAGGGCUGCAUCCGGCAUUUGGAGGCGAACGAGCAUCACUAUCGUUUCCCAUUGGCCCCGCAGGGUGACGCUGCCAACGGAUUUGACGUUGAGGAGUGCACGGCCGACAGGUGCAGCAAGGUGCCGUGUUCUCACGGUGGAAAAUGCCUGACGACCGGAGGCGACACCGCUGUCUGUCUCUGCCCGCUCGGCUACACGGGCGAUCUCUGCGAAACCCGGGUGGACCUGCAGGUUCCAUCCUUCAACGGAUCCUCUUACCUACGUUAUCCGGGAUUGGCGGACACGUCGCUGUCGUGGCUGGAAUUGUCCGUCACGUUAAAACCGACGGCGUCGGACGGGGUGAUACUCUACAACGGGCAUCACAGCGACGCCACCGGUGACUUUAUUGCGCUCUAUCUCUCCUCAGGCCACGUGCAGUUCACUUUCGACCUCGGAACAGGACCUGCCACUCUGAGGAGCGAGAAUCCGGUUCGUCUCGGCGAAUGGGUCGAAGUUCGAGUCUCUAGGACAGGUCGUUUGGCUUCCCUGGAAGUUGAGGAAGACCCAGCCCAGGAAAUCCUGGCGCCUGGGGCGUUCACGCAAUUAUCCUUACCGCUGAACCUCUAUUUGGGUGGCGCGCCAUCGUCCGACAUGUACUCGCCGAAGAUGAAAACUACGGCCAGCUUCGUCGGCUGCAUUCAGACGAUCGUGCUGAAUAAUCGCGAGGUGGGCAUUCUAGCCGAGGCGCUGGGUGGGGUGAACGUGGGCAAUUGCGGGCACGCGUGCGAGGCCAGACCCUGCGGCGAUGCGGAAUGCCGGCCUCUCCGCGAGCGAUUCACUUGUCGGUGCCGUCCGGGUGUACCGCACCCGUGUCCGGCGCUGGACGAUUAUACGCGGUUGGUGCCACCACCUCCUCCUAGAGCCAACAGCAACGCUGUGACGUCCACGAGAUACGAGAGAGCUGUGCCCAGCUUCACCGGCAGCGAGAGCUAUCUGCAUUACAAUGAUGCUGAUACGAUGAAAAGGAUAAUCAGCUACAGAGUGGACAUCAACAUGAGAUUCCGCGCCAGCAGCAGUAGCGGCCUGCUACUUUGGAGCGGUAGACAGUCGGAUUCUCAGGAACAAAAGGAUGAAAACGAUGAUUUCCUCGCCCUCGGUCUGGAUCACGGUUACCUCACUCUCGCGUAUAAUUUAGGCUCCGGGGAGGCCGUGCUCCGAUAUAAUCUCACGCGAUUGGAUGACGAUCUGUGGCAUCGUAUCAGAGCUGUUAGAAACGAGCAAUGGGCAUCUCUCGUAGUAGAUAGUGGUACUGGAGUCUCGGCAUCUUCCCCGGGACAAUUGAGACAAUUGAAUACCGAUACUGGUCUUUACGUUGGCGGUGCACCGGACAUCGUGAGGACAACGGGUGGCAGAUACACGAAGGGCAUCGUAGGUUGCAUCAGCGACCUUGUAUUGGACUCGGACUUCUCGGUCGCCCUGUCGUCGCCCGCGCAGGCGACCAACACGCACUCGUGCAUCCCAUGAAAGAGAGAUAUCCGUGCCGUCCGACGUCAGGUAGUGGUGUUGUCGGGUCCAUCCCGAAGUUAGGAUAUGAAAAUUUAAGGAUAACGAAUCGCAUCGCGGCGAAGUGAAUCGCGAGAAAGAGUGCUCCGCGCGAGAGUGCAUCUGUGUCUUUCGCGCAUCCCGCGCGCGGUUCAUCACUUUUGUACAGACUCAUCCUUCCACGGGUGGAACUUUCGAGAAGAUGGAAAUCGAGUGGAUCGACAACCGACCGGUCGUCGUGCGAGUGCCAUCGAGUGGUACAUAUAUAGGCGGCUUUACUGUAAAUAUUAAUAGGGCGAUCCGCGCGGAGAGAUGUCUAUCGCUUGCCUCGUGGCAUCGAUCCUCGGUGCAGCGACUUUCUGUCGGUUCAUAUAUAAACUGGUCUCGCAGAAGAAGGUUCGAUCAAGGACGUUAGAUAAACGAGACUACCAAGUGACUUUCUUACAGAAUUACGAAGUAUCGCAAAAUUAUGAAAGGUUAAGUGAAUAUUGAUUUAUUAAUUAUCAUAAAGUCGUUAAAUGAAAUGGCCGAUCAUUGGAACCUGACUUCAUCGUUUUAUUCAAAAGUCGGACUAAUUACUUUACUUGAUCGUGCUUUUCAAUAAUUGACAUUAUCGAAAAAAGAAUCGUUUUUUGAGAGAACUAUUUGUAUAAUUUAUAAGAU